Molecule: messenger RNA, 2153 nt
Organism: Misgurnus anguillicaudatus (oriental weatherfish)
Lineage: Eukaryota; Metazoa; Chordata; Actinopteri; Cypriniformes; Cobitidae
Gene: vps26b
Product: VPS26, retromer complex component B
Biological process (GO): intracellular protein transport
Source: RefSeq, a predicted model, not a curated record
GUUUUAUGGGCAUAUAUCCUUUACGAUUGCCGUCCUGAUGAAAAUUAAGCUACAUUUAUUAAAUCUAAAAGAAGUAUGCUGCUAAAUUCAAGUGUAAUGUAUUGAUAAUUUUAUAUGUUGACGAAUAUUAAACGACCAGGAAGCUAAUGCAUUUAACGUUGAAAGGGACUUGGUGAAAAGGUAGCAGAGUGACCGUACAGGCACCUGUAGCUGAGGGCAGCAGCUGUCAAUCAUCUGAUCUAUGAUCAUACAGCAGUGACACACGUCAAUCAUCAGACAUGAGCUUCUUCGGCUUCGGACAGAGCGCCGAGAUCGACAUCGUUUUGAAUGACGCCGAAACGAGAAAGAAAGCCGAGCACAAAACCGAAGACGGAAAGAAGGACAAAUAUUUCCUUUUUUAUGAUGGUGAAACUGUAAACGGAAAAGUUAACGUCACCCUCAAGACCCCUGGAAAGAGACUUGAACAUUACGGGAUUAAAAUCGAGUUUGUCGGACAGAUUGAGCUGUACUAUGAUAGAGGCAACCAUCACGAGUUUGUGUCUCUAGUGAAAGAUCUUGCAAGACCCGGUGAGCUUUCACAGUCUCAGACCUUUGACUUUGAAUUCACCCAUGUGGAAAAGCCCUACGAGUCUUACACUGGCCAGAAUGUGAAACUGAGAUACUUUCUCAGGGCGACCAUCAGCAGAAGACUCAAUGAUAUUGUUAAAGAGAUGGAUAUUGUUGUGCAAACGCUGUGCACGUACCCAGAGCUCAACUCUUCCAUUAAAAUGGAGGUUGGAAUUGAAGAUUGUCUUCAUAUUGAGUUCGAAUACAACAAAUCAAAAUACCACCUGAGGGAUGUCAUAGUAGGGAAGAUUUACUUCCUCCUUGUGAGAAUAAAGAUCAAGCACAUGGAAAUCGAUAUAAUUAAACGGGAAACAACUGGCACAGGACCCAGCGUGUACCACGAAAACGAUACCAUCGCCAAAUAUGAGAUCAUGGAUGGAGCACCAGUGAGAGGUGAGUCGAUUCCCAUCCGUCUGUUUCUUGCUGGAUAUGAGUUGACGCCCACCAUGAGGGACGUAAACAAGAAGUUCUCUGUGCGUUACUACCUGAACCUAGUUCUUAUAGAUGAAGAAGAGCGACGAUACUUCAAACAACAGGAGAUCACGCUAUGGAGAAAAGGAGACAUUGUAAGGAAAAGUAUGUCCCAACAGGCCGCCAUCGCCUCCCAGAGAUUCGAGGGAUCGAACAGUGAAAAGAUGUCAGCACAGGCUAAAGAGGAGAGUAACUGAACAGAUGUUGUAUGUUCCCAACAAAAUUAAGUAGUUACUGUCAAUAUAGUGUUUUAAGCAAGGGAUCAAUAUAAAGGUUAAAAUUGAGAAAAAUUGAUUUAGGAGAUCAAAACCGAGAAUCAAACUUGUAAAGGACAGUACAGCUACUCAAAUAUGUACAGAUUACAAAUAUUUUUUUAUUUCUCAUUCCAAUAAGGCUUACAAUUUCAUUACAAAAAAGUGACCAACUACAACAUCUGAUUGUAAUAUACAUUUUUCUUGUUAUACUCAAACAUCGCUUUAUUCUUGUGCACUGAGAGUCUAGCCUUUAUCUUUGUCUUGUUUAAUGAGCCCGAAAUGAAAUCAUUUAAGAGAUUUAUUGUGAUUACUUGUGUUAUAAAUCUAGCAGUUAAUGUACUCUUAUAUAACUUUGCACAGUGUUAUUCUGUAAUUUAGGAUAUUAAGAAUGAAGGCCUUCGUAGAUACGCCUAUUACUAUUAAAGGAAUCUACACGUAAAACUACUAAUCCAAGCAGGGCAAUGAUUAUAACCUUUCAUGAAUAUUUUUAUUAUUGAUUGAGAUCUUUCUUUUGAUCUGUUGUCUUGUGGGGUUUUUGUAUUAAAAAUAAGUUUCAGUAAAUAAUGUUUCAGUAUUCUCAAGAAUGGCAUUAAAUGCUGCGAUCAGACAGGGUGUCCAGUUAAUAUUCCUUUAAUGACCGGAUGCCACUUGUUAUUUUUAAAGUGAAUUUUCUAUUUCUUACACGCAUGUCAUCGCAUAAUAAUUUUGAUAGCUUAGUCGCUGUGCAAGGUGAUCGGGCAUGACUAGCUUUGUAACCACGAAAACCUCUGCAAAAGACUGAUUCAAUCAGCCAUAUUGUAAUAAACUUUACUAACUUCUGCA